Molecule: messenger RNA, 782 nt
Organism: Corythoichthys intestinalis (scribbled pipefish)
Lineage: Eukaryota; Metazoa; Chordata; Actinopteri; Syngnathiformes; Syngnathidae
Gene: cox7a1
Product: cytochrome c oxidase subunit 7A2, mitochondrial
Exons: 5
Coding region: 431-676 (81 amino acids)
Biological process (GO): regulation of oxidative phosphorylation; mitochondrial respirasome assembly; mitochondrial electron transport, cytochrome c to oxygen
Source: RefSeq, a predicted model, not a curated record
UUUAGUGUAGAAUCUGAAUUUUGAAGUAUGUGGGAUUAACUCCAGAAAUCGCUAUUUAUAUGAAGAACAUGACAUGCUUUUAUUUUGAAAUGUUUACCGGAAGUACGUUCGCUAAACCGCUAACUUCAGCUUUACACUCAGCAAAAAAGCACUUUUUGUAAUUGCAAGUAGUGUCAGUAAUAGAUUUUUUGGGGGUCAUUUUUUCGUUUGCAAAUGUUGUUAACCAGCCAUUUUUCCUGUUUGAAGUGUCACCUUUUAACCGCAAGUUUGCUUUCACGAGACAACUGCCAAUGUUUUAUAGCAGGCUAAAAAAAACAAGGCUGCGUGUGUGUGUGUGUGUGUGCGUGUGUGUGUGUGUGUGUGUACUUUGGUGUGCGUACGUGCGUCCUUGAUAGGGUGAAACUGCAAGAGGACUUUGACUGAUAUAGACAUGAAUCAGCUCCUGAAAAUUCCGACUUUGCUACGGGGCAGCUCGGUGGCGUCCUGCCGACGUCUGAGCAACAAAGUCCCGCAAGCUCAGAAACUCUUUCAGGAGCCCAACGCGCUGCCAGUGCACGUGAAGGGCGGGGCUACUGAUGUCAUUCUCUAUCGGGCGACCAUGGCGCUCACCAUUGGAGGUGGCAUCUAUUCUCUGUACUGGCUGCUCGUCGCGUCCAUGCCACGCAAGAAGGCGUAGACGCGCUUGCUACUUCCUGGACACCUGACCGACGUCAUCCAUGAAAAUUGGGCUAAAGUCGCUAAAAAAAAUACGACCAUCAAAAUAAAAGAAAGUGCAAACUUCA